AUGCACGCUGUUCGACGACUUCAUUCGAUUCGAUCAGCCCUUAGUAACCAAAUCAAGCAAGAACGUCAAAUACAUUUAUCGAGUAUGUCUUCAAAACCAGUGCGUGCCCUUAUAAUGGGUCCUCCAGGAUCGGGUAAAGGGACCGUUUCUGAUCGAAUCGUAAGCACUUUCGGUGUUGCUCACUUGUCGAGCGGGGACGUACUUCGAUCACAGAUUAAAGAGUGUACAGAGGUUGGCUUAAAAGCGAAGGAGAUCGUGGAAAAAGGUGGCCUUGUUCCCGAUGAAAUCAUGAUCGAACUUAUACUCAGCAAAAUGAAGGAGUUGGCAGGGGGAAGCUGGCUUUUAGAUGGUAAGACUAGAACGCUUUUAGCAUGCUUAGAUAGAGUUGGAAAAAUAUAUAUUUUUUCAUAAUUUACCAGUAAAGAAAAGAAGGCUUGUAGCUUAAUUGGAAAGAGUAGCACAAAGCUAAGAUCGUGCAAGUACCAAUUUACGCAUCAGCUUCGUAAUACACAUAAUAUUGUUGGAUGAUGCAGAAGCUAACUUUAGACUAUCAUAAAUGUUUACUGUUAUGACAUGGAAAGCUUUAAGUGAGGAACAGAUUUAACGAGAGAGCUGAACAUACACUCACGGGUCUUACACUGUAUAACCGCUUAGCCCUUGCUGUGUGAAAAAAGAGACCGUUCAAAUCUCUCAGCGAUUUAUUUAGCUUCUCUUGUUUUAAGUUUGUUCAAAGUGUCCUUGUUAUUGUUUUUUUCCUUGUUCCAGUUUGUGUCUUUUAUAUGUUAAAUUAUAACAGGUCUAGAAACAGCUGAAGGAAAGUUUUAGUUACAGUCACACCCAUAUUGCUACACUGGCAUGAUUUCGUGCUUUCAUGCCUGACAAGAACAAAAAAGUAUUCUAUGUUUUGAUUUAACAAAACUGUCAAAUUCUUCCUAAUAAUAUUGCUUAAUUCCCAAAGGACAAAAAACCUCUCAUCUGAAACAUCCCAUUUGCAAGGAAUUGUAUGAUCUGUGGAGCACACAGUCAACAAUACCAAAACUGGAAAUCUCAAUAAGCUCAUCACCAAGACCCUGAAAACCAUACCCUGUCCAGCGGCACAUACCCGUUUACGCCAAAUAAGGGAGGAAACCCAACCCCCCCACCUCCUCAGGUGCCCCCAUUAGACAACUGCUUAGUGUCUCUUCAGACUAAGAAAUGGCUAAUUUAAAAAAAAUAAUAAAAAUUUCAGAAACCACAUCCAAGCCUUGCCCAAUUCUUACCUUUUAUUGUGCCCUGCUGAAUGAAAACUUGGAUGGCUAUAAAUCUUGUUACAUGUAUAGACCAUGAGGUAAAGGUUUGGUGGAGAAAGGUCUUCUAAGAUCAAAACAUUAUCUUUAGCUGCUAGCACUCUUGAAAGCUAAGAUGCACACGUACAUGUACCUUUGGAAGAUCAAGCACAGCACCUCUACCAUUUAGGACUGAUAUUACAUGCAUUUUGAUGUACUGUACUUGAGUGUGAAUGCAGGUGCAACACUAAUGUGACUUCUUGUUGGCUUAAGUGUUUGUUGCAGGGGGGAGGGGUUAGAGGUUGGUGGGUACCUAUAGGGGUGGGGAAGGGUGGGUUGGGGACCAAAAGGAGACCUCCUUAUGUAAUACUAAGGUGACUGAUCAAGAUUGAGAGCUCAUUGAAUAAUUAUUGUUAACAGGUUUUCCAAGGACUGUUGUCCAGGCUGAAAAGUUGGGAGAAAAACAGGAACUAGAUGUUGUCGUGAAUCUUGAUGUCCCUUUUGAGACCAUAAUAGAUAGAAUUUCAGUAAGUUCCCUGACAAAUCAAUCUUAUUUAAUCCUUCUAUAAACUGGUUAAAAUUAUCUAAAUUUCUGUUAGUUCAGCAACUCUGAUCAAGACUUGAGCAUCGUCAUGUAAUUUCUCCUUGUCAAUUACCACUGCUUUAUUAACAUGAUUAAAGACUAGAUCUUUUGAUUUUAGACAAAUUAUCCUGCUUCUCUCUUAAACCCUGGAAAUUUGAAUGCUUACUUUCAAUCAUGUGAAACUGCAGUAGUCUUUUUUUUUAUCCUGGGGCAGGAGGGGGGGGUGGUUUGGAGUGUAGAGCUGUACAACAACACCAAUUUUAACCCCUAAAUUAAUUUAUCCAUGAGCAUCCCCACGGCACCCAUGUUUUACAGGGAAGUGCCCCUCAGGAAUUCCUAUGUGAGGUUUGCUACCUACUAAUUAUUAUAUCUAUUAUUAUUAGACAAGCGUAUGAUUACUAUUAUUUUUGUUUGCAGAAGCGCUGGAUUCAUCCUGGCAGUGGGAGAACAUAUAACUUGGAUUUUAACCCUCCAAAAGUACCAGUAAGUCAAAAAUGUAUGUAAUAAUGACCCAGAUGACAUAAUAAUAAUAAUAAUCUGUUUUUGCCUACGUAAUAUUAAAAGCAAUAAUAGUAAUAGCAAUAACUUCUUCGCAAGCUAUCAAAAUUCCCAAGUAACAGUAAUAUUAAUUUUAUUCCUGCAAAUGAUUGGCUUAAUGGACAAGCUUUAGAUAAAUCCUGAGAUUAAACUUCCUGUAAUCUGCACAACUGUACAACUUUGUUCAUAGGGAAAAGAUGAUGAAACAGGUGAAGAUCUUGUUCAGAGAGAUGAUGAUAAGGUUAGUAUCCUCUUUUAUGCAGUCCCCUGAGAGCAUAUUAAUGUCGUUUUAACAUAGCUCCAUGCGCACACUUCAUGCAUGUGAGCAGAGCCCCAUUGAAGUCUAUCCAUCUGAGAAAUUUGGGUAAUCACGUGACAAUAUGUCCGCUUGACCCACCUGUCUGUCUUCACCACAGGGGAACCAACAUUAAGUGUUAAACUUUCUAGCUAGUGUGGUAGCCUCUGGGCCUCCAACCUGUUAUUGCACAUCCAUGCUGUGGUCAACUGACAGCUGUCAAAACAGGGUUUCCCCUGACCAGUAUCACAUGACGGUAUUGUGGGCUCAGGUGUCGACCCAUUGUGGUGACGUGUUUUUUUGAAGGUCACCGUGGACAAGUUACUAGUUUUCGAUUGAUUGCAGGUUCAACUUUACGUGGAUGUCUAUUUGUUAACGGGAGCUUCGCCUUGGCUAAAUUUACAUAUUAUUCUCAUAAUGACUAGCUGCAUUCAUUUUCGCGGUGAUUACCAUAAUUAUUUACUAACAAGUGCAGUGGUGCUUUUUAAAUGUUUCAUGCCUCAAAUUUGGAACUUAUUUGAGGGGAGCCUUCAUUUGAAAGUUGGAUGCGACAAAGAAUUGUUUUAACAAUGGUAUUGUUAUUUUCUUUAUUAAAUGAACAGAAUUAAAAUCUUUUGAUUUUGAUUAUAUCGGGGCCGCUGUGCUUUUUUUGGGGUGGUGCUUAUUAACUUAUUCAUACCAAAUGCAGCACUUAAUACUCAGGGGCAACAAUUAAUCAGGGGCGGUGGGCACAGAGUAAAUAUGUUAAUGAUAAGUACUAUAUAAGCAUAUAUAAAACAAUGCUGACACUCAGUUCUGUGUCAACUAAUAAACAUUUUGCAAUGUACGUAGUUCUUGUUUGCCCUAAAUUUGUAUAAAUAUUACAAAAUUACUUAUGACCUUCUGUAUAGAACGGAGAAUGCAUCGGGAAAGCUGGUGCGUAUUAAUAAUAAUAUUGAUCCCUAAUGGGGAGAGGAGAGGGGGUGUAUUUGACAAAGUUUUGUUUUUAUGAUCAGAGGAGGCACCACACCUCAAUCUGAACACUUUAACCCAGUUUAUGUGGAAGUACUUUGAAUUUUUUUCUUUCUUUUUUUGUACUUUAUACAAUAGCCAGAGACUGUGAAACAAAGAUUAAACCAGUAUGAAGACAUGACAAAACCUUUACUUGAAUUCUAUAGGUAAGUUCACCUUUCUCUGUUUUAUGAAAACUGUUUGGAGAGAAUUAAGUAUCAAGAUUCUUAGUCUGCUCAUUUUUCUUUGAUUCUCUGUUAGCUGGUCACCUGACUGUCUCUUUAAGAUGGUCCCAACAUGUCCAUCUUAGAGAAAAUGAACUUAAUAUGCAGAUUGGAAGGAUUAGCUCAGUCAGUUGAGUGCUUGACUGCAGGGCGGGAGGUCCAAGUUUGAUUCCCAUGGAUGGACCAAUACUCAUGGUCUUAAAAUAACUGUGAAAUGACGUACUCUGCUUGCAUUGCAAGCGGCUAGACCUUCAGGUAGCUCAGAUGACCACAUAAAAUGGUCAUUCUGUGUGGCUCAAAUGACCACAUAAAAUGACCGUUCUGCUGCCUCAGUUGGAGACAAAAAAUGAGUAGUGUAGGAGCUGCUGGUAAGGUCUCUCCUAAUUGGUCUCAGGAAACAAUGACAUGUCAUUCUUCCCAAUUGUUUUAGUAUUGUUUGGCGUCAGGGAAACGCACCAUUGGUGACUUCUCUUACAAGCAGCUGCUACAUGACACACAUUUUUUUUUUUAACUGGAAUACCCAGAGGCUGGCCCAGUGCUCAGGGUCUUACUCCAUCCACAUACAAAUUCUCCAAUCUCAGCUCCAUACAUUUCCUUAAAGAAUAUUUGCUGGAGAGAAUUUGAAAAAAGAUCAAAGCAUUUUCUCUUAAGUUUCCUCUUGAUGAUGACUGUAUUGAUUUUGCUGCAAGAAAAUAAAUUGUUGUUGUUGACCGUGAAAGGUCAAGAUUGUAUUGGAUGAGGUUUUCCCUCAUCGCUGAGGCAUUAAGAUCUUUUGCCUCCCUCAGAUUGCCAAAUUGUGUUCCUGUCUUCAGCAGGUUAUGUAUAAUGCUGCGAUACAUGCACUUCGACAUAAUUUUCUCAACAUGGAUGGCUGGUUUGUACUUAUUCCUGUCUUUCCUUUCUAUUCCUUUCAAACUUGCAGUAAAAAGAGUUUACUGAAGUCAUUUUCUGGAACAGAGACCAACGUGAUCUGGCCCAAAGUCAAAGAGUAUCUGGCAGAGAAUUUCUUCAAACAUUGAGAUGUGGACAUCACAUGGACACAAAGACAAUUUUCUAGACAGACAUACACUCUGAGUGCUCUCGAGAGUUGCUGUAAACUUCCACUUAUACGCCUCCCCACCCCUCCCUUGGAUAUAAAAGUUGAGUGAUUACAGUGACGUUUAGAAGCUUAAUUUAAAAACCAGUAAGUAGGGGAACAGAAUGCUACCUCGAAAACCGUGGGUCUCGGAAAGUUUUGGCCCGAUCUCGAAAUCUCGGAAGCGUUUUUUAUGUGUCUCGGAAGUCUCGUUUUCGAGUGAUUUCUGCGUCUCGGAGUCUCCGAUUUGUCUUUUUUUCUUUCCGUUUGGUCUUCAGAAGUCGAAAUUUUUCAGAGUUCAUUUGGGUACGGCUUAUCGAACUGAGCUAGUAGAUUAAGAGAGUAGAACAAGAUAAAGCGGUAUUUUGGUGGGCUUCCGCUAGCUUCCAUUGCCGUUUUCGAUUAUAUUAUUUAGCUUUACUUGUACCUUUAUCUCGAAAUUUUCUACGCUUAGAGUCUCGGGCUCGGAAUUGAUAAAAACGCUUUAAGUCUCGAUCUCAAAUUUUGAAACGCAAUUUUUCUAUUGCGGUUAAUUAAGCUCUCACAAAGAGGAGCCCCGUUUAUAAACCCUCCAAAAAACACUUACGAAGAUGUAUAAGCCCAGAGGUUAUAAGCAGUAGUUUAGUUUUUGUUUUUAAGAAAUUCGAUUAGACAGUGAUGCUGGCGAGCAGGCUCUUGAUUUGGCUCACUCUAGCUUUUUCGGGGACUGGUACUCACAACAAGUCAUACUUUUUUGCUAGGGUUCUAGGAAAUUUCAACAAGGAUAUACUUCUGUGGAUCGCCAAAAAUUUAAAAUGUUAUAAAUUGUAAUUUCUAGUGAAUAUUAAUAUUAGAAUGUAGUAGCUGUAAUAACAAUUCAGUGAUUCACAUUAGGAAGUCAAUUUUUAGUGCUCGCGUUUAGGAAUAACUGAAAAUACGAUUGCAGGAAGUGGAGGGAGAUUCUAGCCAACUUAAAAAAAACUUUGAAUAUGAAGUUGUUGAAUUGUCUUGUGCUGUAGUGUAGUAUUAGGUAGCAGAUUAGCAGAUUAGUAUUAAAUUAUCGAAUAAAUGAAAUGUUAAUUUAGGUUGUGCUCUACUGAGAUCAACCAUGUAGGAUUGGUUAUAUAAGUGAACUAAAUCAAUAAAAAAAAAAGAGAUGUGCA
This is a messenger RNA of Porites lobata, 6111 nucleotides long. The record is from the annotation of a GenBank genome assembly. NCBI's taxonomy places the organism in Eukaryota, Metazoa, Cnidaria, Anthozoa, Scleractinia, Poritidae.